Molecule: messenger RNA, 1243 nt
Organism: Nothoprocta perdicaria
Lineage: Eukaryota; Metazoa; Chordata; Aves; Tinamiformes; Tinamidae
Gene: CUNH3orf52
Product: chromosome unknown C3orf52 homolog
Exons: 6
Coding region: 1-657 (218 amino acids)
Source: RefSeq, a predicted model, not a curated record
AUGAGAAGGCAGAGCUCUGAGCGGGAGCAGGAGGAUAUUGAAUUACAAAGAGAAGAGGUUGACGGGGAGGAAAGGGAGGCUGAUCACAAUGAGCCUCUAAAUUCACAAGCGGCUGCGACACAAAAGAACAGAGAUCACUGGAAAUCGUGCAGCAAUGUCGUUUUCUGGAAAUGUAAACUAUGGAUGCUCAUAGCCACAAUUUUCAUAGUGCUCCUCCUGGUAAUUCUUAUCAGCCUAGUUCUCUAUUCUAAUAUUUAUACAGAUGAAGAUGACUAUUGGGAUCCUGAUGCAAUACUACACAGUGGAAACUACCGUAGUUUUUCUGGAAAAUUCAGUUUGAAGUGUGGUCUUCCAUACACUUUCUCUGAAGACAUCACUAAGAGGUUAACAGAAGUCUAUAGUUCGUCUCCUGCUUUAGGACGCUACUUUAGGUCAGCUCAAGUGAUGAAUUUCAGUAAUGAAAGUGCUACUGUAUUUUAUCAGCUGGAGUUCUCUGUACCACCAUCAACAGAGGGGUUUAUGGAAAAUGUAAUGAAUCCAGASUUUAUAAGGAACAUUUUGCGUCAAAAUAUUUAUGAUGAAGAAGAUACUGUUCAUCAUGGGACAACUGAAUGUACAAAGCUAAAGCUUGAUCCAGCUUCUCUUACAUUAACAUAGGAAUGAUGGAAAGACUCCUCUUCUCCCUUGAAUGCUUGAGAAUGCCUUCACAGGUCUACCAGUAAUGUAAAGGGUUAGGAGCUAUUCAUUACACAGAAACACUUCUAAUGAUGUUGAUGCUCUGUAAAUUCUGUGUGAUGCAGUAUGGUAAGCUGAAAAUGUGGUAUAUUUAUAACAGUGUUGUAGAACUAUAACAUUACUACCUCCUUGACUACCAUUGUCCUGAUAUAUCAAUAACCUGUUUUGACUUGCUUUUGUGAAAAUCAUGUGUCAUGCUUGGUACAUGCUCCAUUGACUUUGACUUGUGUUAUGAAUUAGUUYUGCAUUCCUUGCACUUGCUUUAAGAGCAUUCUUGCAUGCCUUUCCAUUCUGUUCUUUCUUUAUYCAAAGUUAGCUGCACUGCUUUAUCCUUCAUACUCAUAUCCACCUAUCCUCAGGUCAGUGGUGUUUUUCCCUUUGUUUUUUCCUGUCAGAGCAAUGUGGGAACUUAAAUGCCUCUUUUAUUUUCCUUAGUUACAUGGAAGCCCUUUGCACUAUCUUCUUAAGUGAACUGGGAAACUCACCAUCCCCUUGUUCACCAUACAUA